Messenger RNA from Eruca vesicaria subsp. sativa (arugula), 1664 nucleotides. The record is from the annotation of a GenBank genome assembly. NCBI's taxonomy places the organism in Eukaryota, Viridiplantae, Streptophyta, Magnoliopsida, Brassicales, Brassicaceae.
AUUACCACUUCCUUAAUUUAAUUCUUUUUUCCAGUUCCCGAUUUCAGAUUAAUCGGAAUGAUUCACAACCGUCGAUCUGAUCAACGCGAUUUUAAAAUGAGAGAUCGAAACCGCCAUUAAACGAGCUCCGAUGUUUCCCCUUGCGACUUUGAAUUUCUAUAAACUCAUUCACUCUCUGAUGUCAACUAAUCAACCACUACCAGAAACGCCCUUGCUCGAUCCAAAUCACGAUCAAGAAGAGCAACAACAACAACAGCCUCUCUCCGGAGUCGACGACGAAGACCUCGGUCAAACCCUCCAAUACCUCGAGACCUUUCUAACGCUCCUCGGGUUUAACCAAACCUCGACAAGAAGCCUUGUCUUGUCUUGGAUCGUGUUCUUGACGGUGGGUUUGGUGAUUCCGGUGACAGUGUUGGAGCUAGGGCAUUGUAAAGACUGUGAGAGGUAUCAGUACAAGAGCUUCGAGCUCAACAUCGUCGUCUCGCAGGCGUGUUUGGCUGGUGUCUCUCUGCUUUGCGUUUCUCAUAACUUGAGAAAACAUGGGAUUCGGAAGUUUUUGUUUGUUGAUCAGCUUAGUGGUCGCAUGGGACGUCUCAAGGCUCAGUAUAUUCAGCAAAUCUCGAACUCUGUGAAACUGCUUGCACUUUGGUCACUCCCCUGUUUUGGAUUAAAAGCUGUUCGUGAGAUUAUUCGGAUGUUAUAUGUGCCUCAUGACCAGCCAUGGCUCUCUGUUUUUAUCCUCUUGUCUAUGAUCUUGUCAUGGACUUACUUAAGCACUAUCUUUCUAGCUGCAAGUGCCAUGUUUCAUCUGGUCUGUAACUUGCAAGUUAUUCACUUUGAAGAUUACGCAAAGCUCUUAGACGGAGAGUCUGAGAUCUCUCUUUUCAUCUACGAACACAUCCGUUUGCGUCAUUACCUUUCCAAGAUAAGCCACAGGUUCCGCAUCUUCCUGCUUCUACAGUUUUUGGUCGUCACCGUUAGCCAGUUUACUACACUUUUCCAGACAACUGCGUAUAGUGGACGUAUCACGUAUAUAAACGGUGGUGACUUCGCGGUCUCGGCGGUGGUCCAAGUUGUUGGGAUCAUUUUAUGUCUGCACGCAGCAACAAAGAUAUCUCACAGAGCUCAAGCUAUAGCAUCGGUUGCAAGUAAAUGGCAUGCUAUGAUGUCUUGCUCAUCUACAGAUGCAACUCAAAUAAGGACUUCUCCUAGUGGAGCUCACUUGGAGGCCACCACGAAUCCACCAAUCUCCUUUCCAAUUUCACGUUCAGAAAGCGAUGUGGAGUCAAUGGAUCACUACAUGAGAAUGCCUGCUAAUAAUAAUAACAACCAGUCCCCUUCCUACAUGUCCAUGUCUGCAUACCAUAAAAGACAAGCUUUUGUGUUGUAUUUGCAGAUGAAUCCAGGAGGGAUAACGAUAUUCGGGUGGACAGUAGACAGGCAUCUAAUUAACACGAUUUUCUUCAUUGAGCUCUCUCUCGUUACCUUUGUUCUUGGGAAGACUGUAAUUUUCAGUCCUGAAUGACUGUUUGGUGUAUCAUACAGGUUUACCCUUUCUGCCAUAUAGUGAAUAUUAUGCAAUUGAUUUGAGAAGAAACUGAACACAGGCUUCUCUUAAUUUGUUUUACAUCUAGUGUGUAUAAUAAGCUUUUCUGAUGAGGUCU